GAUGGAGCUGCCGGUGCUGGACAAGUUCUGCUUCAUCUUCCACCUGAGGACAGGAUGCAUCACCAUGGGCAUCAUGAACUCCGUCAUAACCUUCGUACUAGCCGUAAUCCUGAUCACCUUCGCGGUGGACAUCAAGGCAGCAUCAGAGUCCAAGUCUGAGGAUGCUGUGUCUUCCGUGGUGUACACCAUAGUGGUGCUGAUGGUGGUGCUGCUGCUGAUCAAGUUCGUGCUGGAUAUGGUCUUCGUGUAUGCUGUUUAUAAGGAGAAGAGCAGUUUAAUGAAGAAGUACUGCAUCUUCUGGGUGGUGUUCCUGGUGCUGUUCAUCAUCGGCUUCCUCAAGAGCCUGUUCCACAUGGGCGCGGGGCACGUCAUCGCGCAGAUCCUCUUCUUAGCCGAAAAUUUCUACUACAUCGUCGUGAUUCGAAGUUAUCUGAUUUCUAUUCACGAAGAUGGAAUGUUGUAAGUAUAUCCAUCUCGUUCACACUUACACUUCAAAGAACGAGGGAGCGAGAUGGCACGACCAUGGACCAGGAGCUUGCUGAAACUGCGAGUAAAAUAAUGUAACUAAUAGAAGCCUUUUCAUUUGUCAUGUGUAAGCUCUGUCUCUCUCGGACCAUAGUUAAUAGAAUGAGACAGAUGCUUAUAUUGCGUGACAAGUGACGGCUUUGAGUAUGCUAAAGACAAGUAUAUAAU
Molecule: messenger RNA, 693 nt
Organism: Cydia splendana
Lineage: Eukaryota; Metazoa; Arthropoda; Insecta; Lepidoptera; Tortricidae
Exons: 4
Coding region: 2-463 (153 amino acids)
Source: RefSeq, a predicted model, not a curated record